This is a messenger RNA of Peromyscus leucopus (white-footed mouse), 1230 nucleotides long. RefSeq names its product cysteine rich protein 3 (gene Crip3). The record is from RefSeq and is a predicted model, not a curated record. NCBI's taxonomy places the organism in Eukaryota, Metazoa, Chordata, Mammalia, Rodentia, Cricetidae. Bases 52 to 666 code for a protein of 204 amino acids. The transcript is spliced from 8 exons.
CCUGCGGGUGCCUAUUGUUGCUGUUUGGAUCAGGCUGUCCUAUGAAGAACCAUGAGCUGGACUUGUCCGCAGUGCCAGCAACCCGUUUACUUCGCUGAGAAAGUGAGCUCCUUAGGCAAGAACUGGCACCGUUUCUGCCUGAAAUGUGAGCACUGUCACAGCGUCUUGUCCCCUGGCGGGCAUGCAGAGCACAACGGGAGGCCAUACUGCCACAAGCCUUGCUAUGGGGCUCUCUUUGGACCUCGAGGGGUCAACACUGGUGGUGUGGGUUGCUAUCUCUACAGUCUCCCUGUUCCCUCCCCUGCCAGCAGAGUUUCCCUCAGCCCCAGCAACUUUAGCCCCCCAAGGCCAAGGGCUGGCCUCCCCCGGGCCAAGAAAAGCCCUCCCUACACGAAGACAUUCACUGGGGAGACCUCACUGUGCCCUGGAUGUGGAGAACCCGUCUAUUUUGCGGAGAAGGUGAUGUCUCUGGGCAGGAACUGGCACCGACCUUGCCUCAGGUGCCAACGUUGCAAGAAGACCUUGACGGCUGGGAGUCACGCAGAGCAUGACGGCAUACCCUACUGCCACAUCCCCUGCUAUGGAUACCUGUUUGGCCCCAAAGGUGUGAACAUUGGCAAUGUGGGCUGCUACAUCUAUGACCCAGUGGAGAUAAGAUCCAAAUAAGCCAUUCAUGGGAGUGACCAUCCUAACUCAGGCUUCCCACCCUCUCCUCCAUGGUCCAUUGGAAGCUCUGGAAUUCCCUAGUCUUUUCGAGAGGGAGAAGAAAUCCCGGGGCCUGGGCCUAGGCUCCGCAGUAGACCCGACUCUAGACUUUCUCUGCCAAUUCUUUGCUCCCCCGUUCCUAUUUGGAUAGGCUACCCCACUUAGAAUGGCGAUCUCCUGGUUUCUCAGUUCCUUCUCCCAGCAAUGCUGGCGUUUGAGGUCAUUUACCAAGUCUGGGCUCUCUGGCUACUCUAAUAAAACGUUGACUCUCAUGCCUUCAGCUCUAUAGCUGUGGAGCCUAGACAGUAUGGGGAGCAGAAGCACAAGUCUGCUGCCUCAGAGGUAGCCUUGGCAACAAGAAGCUCUAUCUGUUGGUCCCGGCCUUGGAACUGGGCAGAUCCUAGCCCUGUACCGUCGACAGCCUACCCAUCAGCCUCACGUGUACUUGAGAUAAUCAUAGGACUUUAGCGACAUUUCUAGAAUCGCCUUGUUCAGUUUGAGCAUGACAAUAAAUCCUGUCUUCGA